AUGGCGGCCAUGCAACAGAAGGCGCAGUAUUGGUCGUCCGCCAGGGGGACUGACGAUGUCAAGCGCGUCGCAUCCAGGGUAGUGGUUUUGGCGGAUGGCGCUGUUAGAGGUACAAAGUAUUGGAAUGGGGAUUACUUUGAGUUCUAUGGUAUACCGUAUGCCACUGUGCCUAAAGGAAGGGACAGGUUUCAGGCACCUUUACCUCCUGAGCCUUGGCAAGGUGUGUUUGAAGCAUCAAAAAAGCAAACAUUAUGUAAACAAUGCUACAUGGGCGGAGACGACGAUUAUUUAGUCGAUGGAGAAGAAGAAUGCCUCUUCAUAAACUUGCUAGUACCUGAAUUAGCCUCUGAAACCAAUCUACUUCCUGUUAUUGUGUACAUACAUAGUGGAGCAUUCUCUGGAGGCAGUGGCAAUAUGGCUAAUGGCAAUUACCUAGCAAGACAUGACGUUAUAGUCAUUAACUUCAAUUAUAGAUUGGGAGCAUUAGGUUUUGCAUGUUUGGGCAACAAAGAAAUACCAGGAAAUGCUGCUCUAAAAGACCAAGUAGCAGCUUUGAGGUGGAUUAAUAAGAACAUUAAGAAAUUCGGAGGUGAUCCUAAUCGUGUCACUCUAGCAGGAUUCAGUGUUGGUGCGACAAUGGCCGAGUUACUCUCUCUGUCUAAAGCUACGACUGGUUUGUUCAAUAAACUCAUUUUAGAAAGCGGCUCAGCUUUAGCUCCUUUCGCUAUAAACAGAGAUCCAAUAAGUACAGCUAAAAAUAUAGCUAUAUCACUCGGUUAUAAUGGAACGAUCAGCUUGGAAGGUUUGACUGAAUUUUAUUUAAAUGCUUCAGUAGAUAGUUUGGCAGAGAAAAGUGUUAAUUACCAUUUACAAAACAGUACAUUCGGUUUUGCUCCAUGUAUUGAAAAUAUUCAUGAAGAUAUAGAACCGAUACUGACGGAAUCGCCCUUAGACAUUCUAAAGAAAGGCCAAAACAAUCAUGUGUCUGUACUAACUGGUUUUGCAGACAUGGAAGGUUUAAGUAGAUCUAUUAAAUUCGGUGUAUGGCGAGAGGAAAUGAAUGAAGAUUUUUCUAAAUUUCUACCAGCUGAUCUUAAAUUUGAUAACGACAAAGCAAGAGAUGAGUUUAUAAGUGAAGUUAAAAAGCAUUACUUCAAUAAUAAACCAGUUAAUGCCGAAGCGCUUCAAAAAUAUAUUGAUUAUUUCUCAGACUCGAUGUUUAAAUACAAUAUUCUUGAUUCAGCAAAAUUGCAUACAUCUCAAAGGAAAAAACCAGUGUAUCUCUAUGAGUUUACUUAUACAGGCAAGCUUAAUGUUGAACAUAAUUACAUGGAUAGAAUAAAAGGUGCCAGUCACAGAGACCAAACAGCGUAUAUUUUGGACUUCCAUGCACAAUCAAGUAGUUACAAAGAUCUGGAUACCAGAGAUCGUUUGACAACCAUGUGGACUGACUUUGUAAAAUAUGGAAAUCCAACAGCAUUUGAAAGCGCACUAAUAAAUGUUAAGUGGCUUCCGUACAAAAAUAGCAACAAGCAGUAUUUAGAGAUCGGUAAAAAAUUAACAAUGAAGAAAGACCUCUUUGAAGAUGGAUAUAAUUUUUGGUACCAAGUUUACGAAAGGUAUUACUGGACUCCAACUGCACCAAAAUUUAUAGAAAUUGAAGAAAAGAUUAUUCCGUUAGCAAAAGAAGUUCCUCAAAAAAAGAAAACUGCUAAGAAAGAGAAACCUGUAAAGGAAGAGGAAAGUUCAAUAACUAACAUUACUCCGAAAGAAAAAAGUAAUACGGAAGAAAAGGAAUCACUGAAAGAAAAGGGUAUUCUGAAAGAAGAAAAUACUAAUACAGAAAAGAAACAACAAAAGGAGGACUCAAGGAUAUCUUUAACAAAAGAGAAUAAUACAGAAAAAGAAGCUUUAAAAGAAAAGAUACCUCCAAAAGAAAGAAAGACGUUGAAAACAGAGGAUAAUACCGAAGCAAAUAAAGUUAAGAAAAAUGACGUUCUAAAAGAAAAUAAACCUACAGAAGCAGAAGAAUCUGUGAAAACAAAGGAAACUCCUAUACCUAAAGAAAAUACGAAAGAGUCUCCAAAAGAAGACAUUCCAAAAGCAAAACCAAUUCCAAAAUCUAAGGUUACACCAAAUGAAAAGCAGACUGUGAAAGAAACGAAUAAAGAAUAA
Molecule: messenger RNA, 2175 nt
Organism: Bicyclus anynana (squinting bush brown)
Lineage: Eukaryota; Metazoa; Arthropoda; Insecta; Lepidoptera; Nymphalidae
Product: esterase E4-like
Exons: 5
Coding region: 1-2175 (724 amino acids)
Source: RefSeq, a predicted model, not a curated record